This is a messenger RNA of Penicillium vulpinum, 1104 nucleotides long. RefSeq names its product ferritin-like domain-containing protein. The transcript has 5 exons. The coding region runs from base 1 to 1104 and encodes 367 amino acids. The record is from RefSeq and is a predicted model, not a curated record. NCBI's taxonomy places the organism in Eukaryota, Fungi, Ascomycota, Eurotiomycetes, Eurotiales, Aspergillaceae.
AUGAGGUUCACCAAUAUUGCCCUCACCGGUGCUGCCAUCGGCCUUGCCAACGCCGGCCCUGUCUCAAAGCGUGCUAUCAGCGACGCCGACGUCCUCAACUAUGCUCUCACCCUUGAGCAUCUCGAGGCAUCUUUCUAUCAGGAGGGUCUCAAGAACUACACCCAGGAGGACUUCAUCAAGGCUGGCAUGAAGGACCCUUUCUAUGCCAAUCUGAAGGAGGUUGCUUCCGAUGAGAAGCAACACGUGGAUUUCUUGACCUCCGCGCUCAAGGCUGCCGGUGCCUCCCCCGUUGCGCGCUGCACCUACAACUUCCCAUCCACCGAUGUCAGCGGCUUCCUAGCCCUUGCCAGCGUUCUCGAGGGUGUUGGAGUCAGCGCCUACCUCGGCGCCGCAGCCUCUAUUAUGAGCGACACCUACCUGACAGCCGCCGGCAGUAUCCUGACCACAGAAGCCCGACACAGUGCGUACUUGCGCGCUGCACUCGGCGAAGUCCCUUUUGCCCAGGCCUUUGACAACCCCCUCGGCUUCAACGAGGUGUACACCGUGGCCUCCCCCUUCAUUUCCUCAUGCCCCUCCAGCAACGGCGCAUUGCCCGUCAAGGCCUUCCCCUCGCUCAUGAUGAGCUCGAUGGGUGUCAUCAUGACAGGCUCGAAGGUGGAGCUGAUGACGGGCAGAGGCUUUGACACAGCUAUCAGCGAUGUCCACGCCGCCUUCAUUACCGUCACUGGGCCCGUCUGGGCUCCUCUCAAGUCUAUGGGUGAUGGAAAAUUCACCGUCACUGUUCCCAAGGGCGUUGCUGGACAGAGCUACGUCGUCUUGACCAAGGGCAACAAGCAGGCGACUGACGACAAUAUUAUUGCUGGCCCUGCUAUCGUCGAGAUUGGAAAGAAGACUGCUAUGGGUACACCGAGUGGUAUGGCUGCUAUGGGUAUGGGUGGCAAGAAGAACGUGACUAUGCCUACUCCUUCUAAGUCUAUGACUGGCUCCUGGAGUAGCUCAUCUGCUACCGCGUCUGCCUCUCCUAUUUACACUGGGGCUGGUCAGAAAAUGUCUGGUGGCAUUGCUGGUGUUGUUGCCACUAUCCUUGCUACUGUGUGGCUCUAA